AUGGCCGAAUUCAUAUUAGAGACGGAAAACCGUCUUGGACGGGAAACUCGUCUACCGAGGGAAAACUCGUCUUAUAUGAAUCUGGUUAAGGACGAGUUUUCCGUCUUAAAUUUAUCACUGCAAAGCAGCCAAAGCGAAAUAAAGUUUGGAUCUUCUAUAGCAUUCAGUAUAAAAUUAAAGGUAUCGCGAUUUACCCUUAACCUUCUUUUAAACUGUUCGUUUGUGCAGUUGUGAUAUCCAUGCUCCCACCAUAGGCAAUCCGUCUCUGCUCCACGGGACCUUUUCCGUUUCGCUCUGUCUAGAUGAGUAUACUACACCGGCUGCAAUAUUUUGAACUGAAUUCUCCUCCUCAAGUAAAAUUUUUUUCAUGCUUUAGAACCACCAUCUCUCCUUCUUACAUUGGUCGCGAUUUUUAGACGAUUUCCCGCCCUUAAAUUUAUAUUAGACAGUAUUCCCACCCGUUGUCGCAUCCAUAGCCCAUCAUAGUAGUACCAUAGCAACUACUACAAACCCAUGGAACAGCCAUGGGAACGAAAUGGCCGUUGCUUUUGCAAACAUCGUCAUGGCCAGAAAAGAAAAUCAAAUAUUGAGUCAGAGUUGCAUCAAACCGCUUUUUGGAAAAGGUAUAUUGACGAUUUGUUGUCACUAUUGGACAAGUCUAGACAACAAAAAGAGAGCCCUGUGGAAAAGGCAAAUGACUUUCUCUCUACAAUAAAAUUAACGGCUGAGAUGUCAGAAGCAGAGAUCUCGUUCUUGGACACUAAAGUGUACAAAGGGGUUAAAUUCGACGAGGAAUCAAUCCUAGACGGGCAAACACAUUACAAACCAACAGAAACCUUCGAGUACAUGAACUUCUACUCGUGUUACCCACCAGACGUGAAAAAAGGCUUCAUUAGAGGCAUGUUAAAGGAGAAGCGCUCAGGCUGCUAA
This is a messenger RNA of Porites lobata, 930 nucleotides long. The record is from the annotation of a GenBank genome assembly. NCBI's taxonomy places the organism in Eukaryota, Metazoa, Cnidaria, Anthozoa, Scleractinia, Poritidae.